Molecule: messenger RNA, 2901 nt
Organism: Rhizoctonia solani
Lineage: Eukaryota; Fungi; Basidiomycota; Agaricomycetes; Cantharellales; Ceratobasidiaceae
Product: Retrotransposable element Tf2 protein
Exons: 4
Coding region: 1-2901 (966 amino acids)
Biological process (GO): DNA integration
Molecular function (GO): nucleic acid binding
Source: RefSeq, a predicted model, not a curated record
AUGCCCUUUGGUCUCACAAACGCCCCUGCAGCUUUUCAACACUUUAUGAAUGAUCUGUUCAGGGACCUGAUCGACGUCACUGUGGUUAUAUAUCUGGAUGAUAUACUGAUCUUCUCAGAAAACCCUGAGGACCACCCAACCCACGUCAGGGAGGUCUUAUCACGGCUAAUGAAAAAUCAGUUAUUCUGCAAACUUUCUAAGUGCCACUUCCAUGUAACAACAGUAGACUACCUUGGUAUCGUCAUUUCUCCAGCUGGGUUCUCAAUGGACCAGAAGAAGAUCGAGGCCGUCACUUCCUGGCCCACGCCCAAAACAGUUAAGCAAGUCCAAGCCUUCCUAGGGAAACCCCCUGGUCAUGGGGUAACCGGGGAAGAAGCGUUCCAGGAAUUGAAGUCCCUUGUUACCCAAUCGCCCGUCCUCAUUCAUUCCAACCCAGACCUGCCCUAUUACCUAGAAACAGACGCAUCAGGGGUAGCUAUGGGAGCCAUACUGAGUCAACGAGGGGAGGACAACCGGCUUCACCCGAUUGCAUAUAUGUCCAAGUCCUUCUCAGGCGCUGAAGCUAAUUAUGAUACGCAUGACAAGGAACUUCUAGCUAUCAUUAAGGCACUAGAAGAAUGGCGCAUUUUCCUGGAAGCAACGGAUAGACCAAUACAAGUCUUCACGGAUCAUAGGAACCUGGAAUAUUGGAUGCAGGCUCAAACCUUCAACCGCAGGCACGCACGAUGGCGCAUUUUCCUGAGUGACUUCAACUUUGAGAUACAUUAUCGGCCAGGAAAGCAGUCAGGGAAACCAGACGCGUUAUCUAGAAGGUCCGAUUACGUAGAUACACCUGCAGAUCCAGAAGUCAUGUUACCAGCGGAAGUAUUUGCCAACACGUCGGAAGAGGAACUUGAAAUUGUCACGGAAAUCCGCACUAAACUCAGGGAUGAUCCAUCACUAGAACCCAUCAUCACAUUCCUGACAGAGGACGCAGACGACGCACCCCCAUCCAUCCAAAAAGCCUAUAGGGACUACGAUUGGGAAGAGGAUCUCCUAUGGUACCGCGGAAAACUAGUGGUCCCGGACUCAGAACCCCUGAAGGAACGAUUGUUAAGGGAAUUCCACGACUCCCCCCUGGCAGGACACCCCGGGCAACAAAGAACCCUAGAACUCUUGAGCCGCAACUACUGGUGGCCAGGAAUGAAGUCAUCUGCUAAGGAAUGGGUAGAAUGCUGUCCUACCUGCCAAGCCAACCGUCGCGCACACGCCCCCGUCAUUUCCCUGAAACCCUUAGAAGUCCCGCCGUUCCCUUUUCACACAAUAUCCUAUGACUUCAUCACGGGAUUCCCUAAGUCUAACGGGUACGAUGCAAUUCUAGUUGUGAUUGACUCCUUCUCCAAGUUUGGCCACUUCAUCCCAACCACAAAAAAGGUCACAGCCAAAGGCCUAGCGGAACUGUUCAUCACCCACGUGUGGAAGUUACACGGACUACCAGUCAAGACAGUUUCGGACCACGGAACCACAUUCACAGGGAAAUUCCUAAGGGCACUGUACCAACGCCUUGGGAUCAACCCGGCCUUCUCCUCAGCCUACCACCCGGAAUCGGACGGCCAAACAGAAAGGCAUUCCUCCACCGGAAGAACCCCUUUUGAAUUGGUUUACGGAAGAAAUCCGGUCAUGAAUCCGUCCAAUAUCCCUGCCAACGUCCCGGAAGCUGAUCAAGUAGCCAGUAUACUAGCACAAGAAUGGCAAGAGGCGGAGUCAGCACUCAGGAUGACCAAAGAACGCAUGAUAGGCACAAAAGGAGUGGUACCAGAAUACUCAGUAGUAGGCAAGAAGGUCUGGCUGGACGGGAAAAACGUAGAACUUAGAACAAACUCCAACAAGCUGGACCCCAAACGGCUAGGACCAUUUGAAGUUGUUGAAAAGAUCUCCAGCCACGCGUACCGCCUCAAACUACCGAUUACUCUAAAAAUUCAUGACGUAUUCUAUGUAGGAUUACUAUCCAAGGCGCAUGAAUCCCCAAGUCAGCCUUUUCCGGACCGUCCUCCCCCUGAAACAAUAAAAGGAGAGGAGGAAUAUGAGGUGGAACAGAUCAUAGAUUCCAAGAGGCAACGGGGAAAGUGGUUUUAUCUGAUCAAAUGGAAAGGGUACGGACCAGAAGACAACUCCUGGGAACCAGAGGAGCUGCUGGAGCACAGUCAAGAAGAAAUCCAUCGCUUCAAUAGAUCACGACUGAAAAAGGCUUGCACUAUUUUCCCCACACCGUUUCCACCAUUCCCUCCACACGCUCUGGAGUCCCACAUCCAUAUUCCCGUCCCUCUAGCCGCUCCUCUCGACGUUCCAUUCCAACCCAUUCCCAACCACCCUCUCGCAGCACAUCUCCCACUCCGCGAGACUUGCCAAGGAUGGAACCAGAGCCGUCCAUUGCCGCUCUCUCUCGAGGCUGUCACAGCCCUCACAGCCACAGUCGGGUCCCUCCAGGACCAAAUUCGAUCACAAGGCCAACAGCUCACUGAGCUUAAAGCCAUAUGCAAGGAGACCGCCGACCUACUCGGCGACAAGGACCAAGGAACCCAAGCUCAGCCUGGCCCAUCGGCUGGGCCUGUCACUCCCCCCACUCAUACAGGGGGAGAAGCGCACACUCCAGGAACGGUUAGGCCUGGACUCAAGGCCCCCUUCCGCCCAUCAAGAGGAACGGGCUUUGACUCAGAAGAGGAGGAAGAACCCAGGCGAGCCCCCAAAAAAGAGCCUCGCGACACGCCUAAGCGGAGCCUCAGCUCCCUCACCCCCUUCGACUCAGGGUCCAGCAUAAAGCGGCCCAAAAUGGAGCUCCCAGACCCAUAUAAGGGAGACUCUAGGGGACGAAAGGCAACCCAGUGGCUGGAUCGCAUGCUGCUGUGGGUCGCACUUCAUUGA